Molecule: messenger RNA, 924 nt
Organism: Colletotrichum acutatum
Lineage: Eukaryota; Fungi; Ascomycota; Sordariomycetes; Glomerellales; Glomerellaceae
Exons: 1
Coding region: 1-924 (307 amino acids)
Source: RefSeq, a predicted model, not a curated record
AUGUCGGCAUCGCGCGGCAGCCCUUCCCCUCCAGGUCGUGUUGGUCGUCAAUCGACCGAGUCUACCGCAUGUUCCGUUCCUAGUUCGCCAGCUCGGAGACCCCUGCCUAGCCCCGACCUGUCAAGGGGAGGAUCUCCGACGCCAAGACGAUACAAGCGUGGGAUGGCUAGUCCGAUUCGUGACCGCGCGCUAUCCAGACAGCCAACGCCUAAAGAAUCCCGCGUCGAGCGAGUCCUCUCGAGUUCCGAUUGCCCUUCAAUCGUGCUGAAGCCGUCCAGCUCACCUAAAAGGAACUCGUAUCAUCGCGACUUCGCAGUAAUGGGACUUCAGUCAACCGUGGCUCAGCUUCGACGUAUGAACAGCCAAAUGAGCACCUUCAGCGCCGGUUCAUCUAUCUCGGAUCCGGAUAGUCCGACACUACCAAACUUGAGAGGGGGCGGGUUCAGCCCCGACAGAAGCAACAGCCGUGUAAGCAAAAUGGGCCGACAAAACUACUUGUCUUUGGGCACGAGUCCAGGCUCAGCGAAGCGGACCAAGUCUAUCAAAUCGGCGAGGAACUCAAUCGCCGUGCUCAAGAGUCGACCAGGGGGAAACAAGCAUCUCGAUUCGCUACGCGCCGCAGUUGAAGAGAAGGAAAAUGAGAGAAGAAACGGUUCUCUGAUUCGAGGACCUCGACCGCUCAACCCGACACCUAGAAGCGCCGGACGAGGGUUGGCCAGAGACAGCGUGGUGACGGUGGAAAGCCCAACCCGGAGAAGAAUCUCCAAUGUCGAUACCGAAGACCAGAAGUAUGUGGAGAGGCCGAUCAAGCAUCAAGAUAGCGGUACUAGCUUGGGUGCAUACGGGAAAGAGGACUACCUGCUAAGCUCCCCAGACAGCCUCACUGCGGGGGCCGAGAGACAGAGCCCAAACAUGAGGGUUUGA